Molecule: messenger RNA, 336 nt
Organism: Penicillium verhagenii
Lineage: Eukaryota; Fungi; Ascomycota; Eurotiomycetes; Eurotiales; Aspergillaceae
Exons: 1
Coding region: 1-336 (111 amino acids)
Molecular function (GO): O-methyltransferase activity
Source: RefSeq, a predicted model, not a curated record
AUGGCUGGACAUUACAACACACCUCUUGAUGAGCCAAUCGAAAAUAUCUUCCCAUUCAACUCAUUAGACCCCGAUGCGCUCAUUGUUGAUAUCGGAGGCGGAAACGGACAACACUCGAUGCGGCUAGGAACAAAGUAUCCUAGCAUGUCUUUCAUUGUACAAGACCACGCCAGUGUGGUUGAACUUGCUCAAAGAACUGUUCCCUCAGCCCUAGGAGGUAGAAUUCAGUGGCAGUCACAGGACAUGUUCUCUCCUCAAUCGGUAGAAGGCGCCGAUAUCUACCUUUUGAGCCAUGUCUUGAUGGAUCACUCAACCAGGUAUGAAACAACCCGUUAG